This is a messenger RNA of Laccaria bicolor S238N-H82, 1356 nucleotides long. RefSeq names its product acetylornithine aminotransferase. The coding region runs from base 10 to 1356 and encodes 448 amino acids. The transcript is spliced from 8 exons. The record is from RefSeq and is a predicted model, not a curated record. NCBI's taxonomy places the organism in Eukaryota, Fungi, Basidiomycota, Agaricomycetes, Agaricales, Hydnangiaceae. Gene Ontology annotation, molecular function: identical protein binding; transaminase activity; pyridoxal phosphate binding.
ACGAGAUCCAUGUCUUCAUCGAGCACUCCACCUUUCGAGCCAAUGAGCUCAGACAAGUUGGAGGCGUUUGGCGUUCACCAUGUCACGAAGGGGCUCGGUCGCAUCAAAGGCGGGAUCAUGGCCAAAGGGGAGGGCUCGUAUGUCGUGUACGAGGAUGGUCAGAGAUUGUUGGACUUCACAUGUGGCAUUGGAGUCACUAGUCUGGGCCAUGUUAACCCUCGUGUUAGCCAAGCAGCAGCCGAGCAAUGCCUCAAACUUGUUCAUUCCCAAUGCAGUAUCUCCCUGCAUGAACCAUAUCUCCGGCUAAUCGAGCGCCUACUCCCAAUCAUGCCGGACCCAUCCUUGGACUCGUUUUUCUUCUGGAACUCCGGCUCGGAGGCGGUAGAGGCCGCUGUCAAGAUGGCUCGUGUAUUCACGGGAAAGCAGAAUAUCAUUUGCGUGCAGGGCGCCUACCAUGGCCGCACCUUCGGAGCCAUGGCACUGACAAAGAGUAAAACCGUGUACUCUCAAGGUUUCGCACCUCUCAUGCCAGGGGUAUUCACCAUGCCAUUCCCAUACUGGCACCAAUCCGGGUUCCAGCCAUUGACAUCCACCCAUACGCUAACACAACACGCGCUCUACCAGCUGGACUUACUCCUCUCGCAACAAACUGCGCCCUCAGAUACUGCUGCCAUCAUCAUCGAGCCCGUUCUAGGCGAAGGUGGCUACGUGCCCGCACCUUCUGAAUUCCUUCAGGGGUUGAGGGAACGAUGUGAUAAGCAUGGGAUCAUGUUGAUUGUGGACGAAGUGCAAAGUGGAUUCGGGAGGACUGGGAACUACUUUGCUAUUGAGGAGAGUGGGGUACGGCCAGAUAUUUUGGUCACUGCGAAGGGACUGGCGAAUGGGUUCCCGCUCAGUGGUGUUAUCUCGAGGAAGGAGGUGACGGAUAAACUCAAGCCUGGCUCCAUGGGAGGAACAUACGCGGGCAAUGCUGUGUCAUGCGCUGCAGCAGUUGCUGUUGCUGAUGUCUUCAGAGAAGAGAACAUCUUGGCUAACGUUCAGGCUCGAUCCACAGAGCUCUUCUCAGCGCUCAAUGCGCUGAAGUACGACCCAAAUCUCCGACCACACAUCCUCGACGUACGCGGGCGAGGACUCAUGGUCGGAGUCGAGUUCGCUUCUCCUCCGCGGCCCUCCACGCCCGCGAAUAUGGCGUCCCGCGUAGCUGCCAGUUGCAUUGAGAAGGGGAUGCUGAUCCUCACGACCUCGGUGUAUCAGGUCAUCAGGUUCAUCCCUCCUUUGAAUGUGAGCAAGGCGGAUUUGGCCAAGGGGUGUCAGAUCUUUGCGGAGGCUGUUCGGGAAGUUGUUAAGGAGGGUUGA